This is a messenger RNA of Dreissena polymorpha, 1218 nucleotides long. RefSeq lists its product as uncharacterized. NCBI's taxonomy places the organism in Eukaryota, Metazoa, Mollusca, Bivalvia, Myida, Dreissenidae. The record is from RefSeq and is a predicted model, not a curated record. The coding region runs from base 1 to 1218 and encodes 405 amino acids. The transcript has a single exon.
AUGGAUUUGAUUCUCCAUGACUUAAGAAGGCAAUCCCCACAGUACAAAGGUCUUCGAAUAGACUCCUACAUACGACAGGGAAGCUCACGAGAUGGGUUGAAAGUCUGGAAAGCGGACGAGUUCGAUUCGAUGCUCGAAUUCCACAUUGAAGGUCUGGAAAAACGUGUAGAAAGAAUGUAUAUUGCCAGCCCGCUUGUUAGUGGAAAAAACAUCCCUGGAUUCUGUUAUUUACAGAUUACUGGAACAACACCGGAAAAUCUACGCAAAUCCUGCCCCGAACUCUUCGAGGAAGGAGUAUUCCAAAGCAAAGCCGGACAGAUCUUUAUUUCAUCUAAACGUCUUUACGAACGAGUGUUUUAUUCCAUGGUGGAUAAAGCCAUACACAACCUUACAAUCGAAGAUGCUAGUACCAUAUUCAGAAAUGCAGAAACCUUUCGACUGACACAAAACUGGAAUCCUCCUGCCAUUAAUGUGACAAUUGAAUUGAAAUUUAGUGGCAAACCGGCUAAGGUAAUCGAUUUGGAUUUGGUACCCGCGUUUUGUUUGUCCUUAGACAAAACAACACGAUACAAAGAUUGUCUUCUAAACUGCCCCAUUCACGCUGUCUGCAAAUGGAUUGAUGGCGAAGACUUUAAUCAAGACCUCAUCUGGAGUGCAAAGUCUACAGGAUAUGAAAUACAUAUUCUUGAUGUCGCAAGAGAUGAUCAAAGAACGCUGUUCAUUAUGACCGCUCUGCGCAUAGUUAAAACGUAUUUUGUAAAAACAACACAGAUUGCAAAGGCAGGAAGCUUUCUUCCUCCCCAAAUUGUAACGGUCCUGAAGUCGUAUCAUUUGAAGCAAAUUGCUUUCUAUAUGAUCUACUACAUAUGUCACAAGUAUAAACAUUUCAAGUUAUACAGUGCAGAGAAAGCCCUUAGCUACUUCAUUGCCUUUCUCGAUAAAGCUUUGGAGGCAAAGCGACUUCCACAUUUCUUCUUUACAAGUUCUGCCGCAAGGGACAUGUUACCAGGGUUUCCAGAGCAAAGCAGAACUCAGCAGCGCUAUAAUCUCUUCAGGAAGAUUCCCAGCGAAGCUUUAGCCAAAGCGAAACAGUCCCUUUCAGAUAAUCUUAUUCUAAAUGUUGCAUUUUCUGGAGGAGGUGGAGGAAGAGAUGAUGAACUAACAUCUGCUAUCCAAGACUUUGGAAAUGCGAUUUUGGGCGACGACGAUUAUUUCUGA